AUGGCCACAUCUGGGGGAGGAUGGACUGUAUUUCAACGUCGUCUUGAUGGAAGUGUCGAUUUCUACCGAGGAUGGAAAGAUUACAAAAAAGGCUUCGGCAAUCUGAAUGGAGAAUUUUGGCUCGGUUUGGAUAAGAUCCACAGACUAACAGCAGCUGUUUCUCUAACGGCACUUCGUUUUGACAUGGAAGACACUUCUGGGAAUAGGCGAUACGCAUGGUAUGAUUCGUUUGCUAUCGGUGAUGAGCAACAAAAGUAUGAGCUGAGCGUUGGAGGCUACGUUGGUAGGAAAUUUGGCUAAAUAUGUAUAACUUGUAACAAUGGGGAUUACAAUAUAACUCAUUGGAUUCUUCUGAGCCCAGUAUGACAAAAUAUUAAGUCGAGACAUAAUAUUUUACCAUAUUGGGCGGAAAGAAAUCUAAUAGAUGUUUUAUUAUAUCGAAUAAAACAAUUCUAUAAGAAACACUAUCCUUUGUAAGCGAUAAUAAUACAGCGAUAAUAAUACAGAGAUAUAGCAUGCAUCACAUAGAGGUGACGAAAUUGCUUAUAUGACGAAAUAAAUACGUUAAUAACCUAGUUUUAAAAACAAUUAAAUGUCUAUAUAAAGAACCUCAAUUCCAUGUACUGUAUAUUAGCUAAGUAUUUUCGAAAGGUGAUUACUAACCUCACGACUGUUGUAAACAAAUGAAUUUCGCGCGAAGAAAAGUUUUUGCCAUGCUUUCAUGAUUUCGAACAAAACUGGUAGAAAAAUUACAGUCUUAAUGCUCCAAGACGUGGGGCUCUUCAGUGACCAAUUACAUCUAGUUUACGCUCACUUAUAUUACCUAGACUUUACAAAAAUUGUGUUAUUACUUUCCUAACUAUGUUUAUCCUAAUUCACCUUAUAAACUUUCUCUGUGGAAGGAAAUCGGAGGGCCCGGAGAAAAUUCAGAUCACGACUUUCAACAGAGGGUUGACAGACUCUUUCCACAUGAGUCCGUACAGCGUCUGUAGCGAGACUCGAAUCCACAAUCGCAGAGGUGAAAGACGCUUGCUCUGCAGGCGACCGCGCCACUGAAAUCCCGAAAUAUAGGAAUUACAAACGAAUUUUCCAGAACUUGUAAAAAUUUGAGACCCCAAAACCAAGUUGCGACACUAAUCUCAUUGCUAUAAUAUUUUCUUCAAUUAUUUUUUGUAAUCUCCACGAUUAUAGUUAUUGUUGACUAAAUAUUACUAUACUGCCUUUCUUUAGGUACAGCAGGAGAUUCUUUCACUCAUCACAGAGGUGCGGAGUUCGCGACUAAAGAUGCCGGCAAUGGCAGACACUGUGCUCAGACACAUAAAGGCGCUUGGUGGUAUCGAGGUUGUCAUUUAGCGAACUUGAAUGGUCUCUAUCUUCACGGCGCACACAAGUCGUUUGCAGAUGGUAUCAACUGGAAAACUUGGAAAGGAUAUAACUAUUCUCUGAAAUCAACAUCAAUGAAAAUCCGACGUCGUCCAUUUUUUAAACCAUAA
Molecule: messenger RNA, 1493 nt
Organism: Paramuricea clavata
Lineage: Eukaryota; Metazoa; Cnidaria; Anthozoa; Malacalcyonacea; Plexauridae
Source: the annotation of a GenBank genome assembly